Messenger RNA from Gopherus evgoodei (Goodes thornscrub tortoise), 657 nucleotides. Its product is annotated as mesothelin-like protein. Bases 1 to 657 code for a protein of 218 amino acids. Gene Ontology annotation, cellular component: cell surface. The record is from RefSeq and is a predicted model, not a curated record. Gene Ontology annotation, biological process: cell-matrix adhesion. The transcript has 6 exons. Lineage: Eukaryota; Metazoa; Chordata; Testudines; Testudinidae.
AUGAAGAUGGCUAAGAAUGCCAAUUUCCAUAGAGCCAUCAAGAAGGCUCCUGGCUAUUUAAAGAGAGCUUUUGUGGACAAGAUCAUCUCCAAUUCCUCAUCGCUGAAUGACAUUUUAAAUAACGUGCCAGAUGAUUUGGUGGACCAGGUUCCAAUUCCAUUGUUGGUGUUUCGAGACGAGCUCCUAGAUCUUCGCAAAAUCAAUGAGAAACAAUGGUCACCAGAGCAGGCAGCUGUGUUUUUUGUGGAUGUAUUGAAUGCUACCGAUAGUUACACUGACCUUUCAGCAGCAGUGCUGCAAGGUUUCCAGUGCGGCGCAGCCAGCAGACUGUCGCCUGACAAGAUCUCGUCGCUGGUUGAACAUGUGAAAAACAAAAAAGCAGUGCUGAGCACUCACCAGUUAUCCUGCAUGGCCAAAAUACUAGCUGCAAAGAACCUGACAGCAAGCUUCACCAGCUACCCACCAGACGUGCUGCUCUUCUUUGAUUUCACCCAAGUGCAGAAUCACACCUGCAAAGAGUUUUACAGUCUGGCUUCCCAAGGGAAUCUAAACCUGCUGCCAAAUGGAUCCGCCCAAAGGACACAACUCCUGAAUAAUGCAUUAGUGUGCCUGGUAAGUUACAAUCUACCUUUCAAGUGCACCUUCUUGGUGCUCUAA